AUGGUUGAUGGAAAAGCAGAUGGACGGGCGAUGGUGGAUGGAUGGGCGAAGGACGAUGAUUGUUCAAGAGGAAAUUACCAGAGAGAUGCACCGGAGAGGACUCAAGAUGGGAGAGUGCUUGGGGAGAGAAAAAGAGAGAGAGAGAAAGAGAAGAAAGAGGAGUGUAACUACUCGAUGAUCGUGCUAGAAACAGAGACGUGGGCAGAAAGAAAAAGCUAUCGCAUCACUCACCACCUGGUGGCCUGCCCAAUGCAUGGAAAACAGAGCAGAGAAAAUCGGUGGAACGGGGUCGGCUCCCUUCAGCUGGAGCCGUCAGAGCUGGACGACGAGAGAGACGAGAACACAGCAGAGCACUGGAAUUGGACACUGAGACGGGUCGCGAGGAGAGGAGAGUGUGAGCGUGGAUGGGGGGCAGGGAUCGAAGACCAUGAAGACUUAAAAAGAACGAGGAGACCAGGAACUUUUUUGGCGAUGCCUCAGAUUUACGGGUCUUCCACCACCGAGACUUCCCGCAGCCACUCAAAAACAACUCUGGCCACUUUUCCCUGGUUAAUCCAAGCAAUCCGGUUUGGAAGGGGAGUGGGAGGGAAGUGGUACUUGGACGGUACUCGCUUCUCCCGCCCAGUCUACGCCCGCCUGCGUGGUACCGAACAGGUACCAUUUCCAAAAAACCCCCCUCCCCGGCCGAUAGACUCCGGGGGGGAGCAGAGGGGUGCCAGCCAAUCAGAGUGCCUGGAGCGCCGUUUAGGGUUUGAAUUGGCGGCUGUGAUUGGCUGGAUCUGA
Molecule: messenger RNA, 783 nt
Organism: Coccidioides immitis RS
Lineage: Eukaryota; Fungi; Ascomycota; Eurotiomycetes; Onygenales; Onygenaceae
Exons: 4
Coding region: 1-783 (260 amino acids)
Source: RefSeq, a predicted model, not a curated record